AUCCCCUUCCCACUCCAUCCCUUUCUCCCCCCACCUCUGGUUCCUUCUCCUCCUCCCUCUUUCUUUCUCUCAGAGUAAGCUGAGGAAAAGACACAAGGCGACGAGUGGGCCAUGAAGGGAAUUAGCCUUCUAGCCCUGGUGGCUAUCCUGCCCUUGCUGUGCCAGACUCAAGAGACUGAAGAGCAGCGGUCCUGCCAUGGGGCAUUUGAUCUUUACUUCAUUCUGGACAAGUCUGGCAGUGUUAAAAACCACUGGAUUGAAAUCUAUUCAUUUGUAGAGAGCCUUGCUGAAAAAUUCAUAAGUCCUAUGUUGAGAAUGUCUUUCAUUGUCUUCUCUUCUCGAGCAACAACCAUUCUGAAGCUGACAGAGGACAGAGAAGCAAUACGAGGUGGAUUGCAGAUUCUACGCACAGAAGUUCCUGGAGGGGAUACAUUUAUGCAUGAAGGAUUUAAAAAGGCAAAUGAACAGAUUUUUCAUGAAACCCAUGGCGGUGUCCGUACAGCUAGUGUUAUUAUUGCUCUAACAGAUGGAGAGCUACAGCAAACACAAUUCUACUAUGCAGAACAAGAAGCUGAGAGAGCAAGAAGUUUUGGUGCCAUAGUAUACUGUGUAGGUGUAAAAGACUUUAAUGAAACACAGCUCUCUACUAUUGCUGAUAGCAUUGACCAUGUGUUUCCUGUAACUGGUGGUUUUCAUGCUCUACAGGGAGUUAUUGACUCGAUACUGAAGAAAUCCUGUAUUGAGAUUCUGGCUGUUGAGCCAUCAACUGUGUGUGCAGGGGAAUCCUUUCAGGUUGUGGUACGAGGGAAUGGAUUUUACCAUGCACGCAAUAUUGACCAAGUGCUCUGCAGUUUUAAGAUAAAUGAUACUAUAACCCAAAAUGAAAAGCCAUCAGAUAUACAAGAUACAUACCUACUUUGUCCAGCCCCUGUGCUAGAGGAUGUUGGACAGGUAGUGUAUCUGCAAGUUAGUAUGAACAAAGGACUCACCUUCAUCUCCAGCUCUGUGAGCAUCACCAGCACACAUUGUCGCACUGGGAUCAUUCUCUUCAUUGCUCUGCUGGUGCUCUUUCUGCUCCUUCUCCUGGCUCUGCUUUGGUGGUUCUGGCCACUCUGCUGCACUGUGGUUAUUAAGGAGCCGCCUCCUCCUCCUCCUCCAGAGCCUGAAUCUGAUGAUGAGGAUGGCUUACCUAAAAAAAAGUGGCCCACUGUAGAUGCUUCUUAUUAUGGAGGAAGAGGAGUAGGAGGAAUUAAAAGGAUGGAGGUAAGAUGGGGAGAUAAGGGUUCAACAGAAGAGGGGGCCAAGCUGGAAAAACCCAAAAAUGCCAUUAUAAAGUUACCAGAGCAGGAAUUUGAACCAUGGGAGCCUAAGCCAAAGAAGAACUCUGCACGUAGAUUUCCACAGCAGAGAAAGUGGUACAGUCCAAUAAAAGGCAAACUAGAUGCAUUGUGGGCUCUCCUACGAAGAGGCUAUGACCAGGUGUCUUUAAUGAGGCCCCAGGCUGGAGAUAAGGGACGCUGUAUUAAUUUUACAAGAGUGAAAGCUGAUGGCACAUCAACUAUCUAUACACCAUCUGCCACCAACCCGACAACAAAUAAUAUUCAUAAGCCUCCUCCACAAAGGCAUCCACCACCAGGACCUCCACCUUCACGGGUGCCUCCAGGACCUCCACCUGCUCGUCCACCUCCUCAUCCAGUUAAUUGAGCCCAAUCUUCAGUGUUAUUAUUGUUGGACUGAAACUGGUAUAAUUCUGGCAGCUGCAUGGCCGAUACCCCAGUGUAGCUCUGGGCAAAUAGAUGAACAAACUGCACUUUGACUAACAAUCUCCAAAAUAAUCUUCUUCAAAUUAUACUAUACAAUGUAUCACUGGUUUGCAAUACAAUAGGUUAUAUAUAUAUAUAUAUAUAUAUAUAUAUAAUCGCAACUGAGGGCAAAACCUGGUCUGAAGCCACCUCUUUAUUUGUUGAAAAAAGGCAAUUUUUUUUAUCUGAAUCAGAAUGACUGAGGACCACUGCUGGUAUAGCAUCCAGUCAUUUUGGGAUAAAAGUAUAGUAGAUUAUUUGAUGUCACAAUGUAAAUGGUGAAGAUUAGCAGAACAUUGUGACUGCAGUUCAUAGAGGUCCUGUAACUUUGCACAAAAACAUACAAGUUGGGCAUAAGAAAAACAGUUCAUAGUUUGCCAGAGUGAAAUUUUUGCUGUCCAGAAAGUCUACCAUCUUUGACCAUGCAGCUGUCAUUAACACUUUUACUGCUAGAAUGACUUGCACGUGAAUCAUUGUUGUAAUACAAUGCUGGUAUUUCUGGCGGGAAAUGGGUUAUUUGAAUCCAGUCUAUUUAUUCUGUGUCUUGAUUUUUAAGAUAAGGCAAAUUGAGUUUGUUGCUGGCCAGCAAAAUCAGCCCAAUUUGUGCUCAGGUUACAGCCUGACCUCAUAACAUUCCACACUUACUCAUCUCCUUUAUUGCCAUACAGGUAUAUGUUGUAUAUAGUAUAAAGUCUCUGUUUUUCAUGUGACUUCUUCAACUCUGAAUCUUAUGUAAUUGCACAGUGGAAGAGAACGACGUUAUCUUGUAUGUUGCUCAGGGCUUGGCAGUGGGGUUCUAGCCUCCAGUCCAGCAGUUGAAUACAGCUAGAGCCUUCUGUGUAGUUGGAUGGUGCAAGUUAUGUUUAUUGUAUUUUCUAUGAUAAAUAUGUAUGUGAAACAGUGAAGGUUCUGUACAGAAUAUAAGAAAAGCAAAGAAAAAUUAGUGGUACUGCUGGUUCAGUAAGAGUAAUUUAUAUUGUGCUGAAAUGUUUACCUUCCCCUGUAGGUGGGAGCUAUGACAUGGAGAUUCAGAGUACGUCCUUUUGGGAAAUCUUCAUUGAAGACUCCUAUUUAAAGGAAUGCAUUUGUUUUUGGAAAAGCCAAGUAUUUUCUGUAUAAAAUAAGCAAGACAUUAAGUAACUGUAGCCCUGCCUUUGCUUAAAUAAAAAUUCCUUUAUAAAUGUUAAAUAUGGAGAAUCAAGUUGCUGGUGACCAGCAGAUGUUUAACUUGAAUUCCUAUAAUUCUAACUCAACUGUGGUCUUUAUUAAGAUUCAGAAAAUUGUAGUUCUGCUGUGGUACAUUCCCACGCCCUUUUUUUGCAGCACAAAUCUGUAACCAUGUUGUUUCCAAAUAAAUGAUGAUCUCAUUUUUUUUUUUUUUACUAAUAAGCAAAUGUUUCUACUCCUUUUCACAGCUGGUUGAUGGGAUGCCUGUUCUUUUGAACUAGCAACCCAGAAGUAUUUUCAUUCUUAGGGUGAAAAUCAGCCACACAGUAACAUAAAUAUUUUACAUUUUUUUUUCUGAUAUUUGGUUUCAGCAUUGUUUUUUUAAAAUAUUUUUUUCAUCUUUGUACUAGGGUCUGAAUGUCACUUUUGUAUAUCAAUGAUGAAAGAAUGCAUCUGACACCAAAUUUCAUGCAAUUAUAUCAGUUUAUCGUAAUGAGAACCUCUGACUUAUGGGCAGUGCAUAAAAAAACAACACUGGUAGCAUAAUAUCCUGCAGCAGAUGGUAGUCCUAUUCAUUGCUGGGCUUUGACCAUAAGAAGGUUACAUCUUCUGGCCACAUCCUUAAUUCUCUUUCCAAGAGAUUUGUAUUAAAACCAGAAUCUGCUUUGUGUCUUACAGCAGAUGCUGCCAAACAGAAUAGAAGAUCAAAGUGACAUGUUCAUAUUAAGUUUGAUACAAAGUUCCCUAGGGAGUAUUUUUUAUUUCCUUUAUGCUCUUUUUAUUUUUUAUAUAUAUAUAUAUAUAUAUAUAUAUAGUUUAUUUUUCACCUUCUGCCUUAUGCUGUAUUUUUUUCUGCAUCGCACCUGGAGCGAUCUUUUUUGCCUGUUAUUUUUGUGUAUAUGUAUGCUUUAAUUUCAUAAUUACUUGGGUAGCUUUUUAAAAUAUUAAAAUAUGUUUGCAAGCUUAUGACAUCUGACAUGCAAGCUGGCUUAAAGGGGGGUGUAAGCACACAAAUGUUCAAUGGUUUUAAAGUGAUUUGCAAUUAUAAUUGCAAUCUAAUGCAGUAUAUGUCUACCCCUUUCUGUAAGACAGGCUCUGACUUUUGAAAUAAUUUAGCAGAAGUUAGCUCUUCUUCUUCCAAGGCUCCAGUUUUGUACAGUGUCUUGCAUUCAUAUUCACAUGUCUGUUUAUCAGCUGGCUUCUGCUUCUGCUACUGCUUCUUCUGACUUUUUAGUAUAGUCAGAAAAAGCAGUGCCAAUGAUAAAAAGUGGCAGCAAUUAUAUUUACAAAUAACUUUUAGAACAUUAAAAAAAUAUUUACUAAAUUUUUUUUAAUGGCAAGUUAAUUAGAAUUAAGGUUUUUCUUCAGUAGGUAAAAUGUAUUUUUGGUUUACAUCUCCUUUAAGAAAAUGAAUAAGAACGCUUUUUACUCCACUUGUAAAUCAUAGAGUAAGCAGGAAGGUGGUAUAUGCCAAUAUUUCAUAGUCUUCAACAACAUCCAGGUACAUGUAUAUACAAAUCACAUUAUAAUCAUUUUCUAUCUAAUGGUCAAUAAACAUUGUCAAUAAAAGAGAUUUCAUUGCA
This is a messenger RNA of Xenopus tropicalis (tropical clawed frog), 4552 nucleotides long. The record is from RefSeq and is a predicted model, not a curated record. Lineage: Eukaryota; Metazoa; Chordata; Amphibia; Anura; Pipidae.